AAGAAGAGCCCAAAGUAACAAUUUGGGCCUAGGGUUUGUCAUAAGUAUUUAAUUCUCCCUUCUAGGGUUUAGAUUUUUCUAUCCCCAAUACACAGUGAAACCUGCAGCCGGACUUUGCACUUUGCACAUUCUUCGGUUGUCGAGAUGUUCACUUCAAGGAAGAAAAUCAGCAAAGAUAAGGGUGCUGAGCCAACUGAAUUUGAAGAAUCAGUUGGACAGGCUUUGUUCGAUUUGGAGAAUACCAACCAUGAACUCAAAAGUGAGCUAAAGGAUUUAUAUAUCAAUUCAGCCGUCCAAGUUGAUGUGUCUGGCAAUCGCAAGGCUGUGCUUAUCAAUGUCCCCUACAGACUGAGGAAGGGUUUCCGAAAGAUUCAUGUCAGGCUUGUUCGGGAGCUUGAGAAGAAAUUCAGUGGCAAGGAUGUAAUCCUGAUUGCCACAAGGAGGAUUGUAAGGCCACCGAAGAAGGGUUCAGCUGCUCAGCGCCCCCGCAGCCGCACACUCACUGCUGUGCACGAGGCAAUGUUGGAGGAUGUUGUAUUACCAGCUGAGAUUGUUGGAAAGCGUAUCAGAUACCGUGUUGAUGGGUCAAAGGUCAUGAAGGUGUUUUUGGACCCAAAGGAGAGAAACAAUACAGAAUACAAGUUGGAGACCUUCGCUGCAGUUUAUAGGAAACUUUCAGGCAAAGAUGUUGUUUUUGAAUAUCCUAUUACUGAGGCUUAGAUUCUAGUUUUUCCAGUUUUGUAUGUUUUUUCAUGAAUUGCAUAUGGUGAAUUCUUGUUAAAUUUUGUUGAAGUUGGCCAUGAUUCUGUUUUUUGUUUGGUGACAUUUGAAAACAACUUCGGUUUAUUUCAUUAAUGUAGCCUAUGAUAUACUAUUUAUAAUAGCAUCCAAUGACUUGAGCUUA
Molecule: messenger RNA, 904 nt
Organism: Lathyrus oleraceus (garden pea)
Lineage: Eukaryota; Viridiplantae; Streptophyta; Magnoliopsida; Fabales; Fabaceae
Product: 40S ribosomal protein S7-1
Exons: 6
Coding region: 145-720 (191 amino acids)
Biological process (GO): ribosomal small subunit biogenesis; translation; rRNA processing
Cellular component (GO): cytosolic small ribosomal subunit; 90S preribosome; small-subunit processome
Molecular function (GO): structural constituent of ribosome
Source: RefSeq, a predicted model, not a curated record